AUGGUAACAUCUGGUAUUUCAGUUAUUGGUAGAGUUGAUGACGCCACCAAUAACAGCCUCUCCGUAAAUAACAACGACUAUGCAUGUCAAGCCUGCUGGGACUUAGCUCAAGGGGUGGUCUUAGGUAGACGAUCUAUAGAUGAACCGAGACCAGUAGGUCACUCCACUGUUUGUCUCCGCUGUGGACGUUCGUUGACAUCACAACGUGUUACUCACCAACUUGAAACUAAUUCACCUCGUGAAUUGAGAAUUUUUAAUGUUAUUCGAGAAUGGAUUAUGCCACAAACUGUGGCGGAAACCAGUCGCAUAUGCCAUUCUUGUUGGGUGUUAGCAGACAGAGCUGCUGUUCAUAUGAUUUCUGGGCCAUCAACCUCUAGACAAAAUACCAUGCCUCAAAUACAACCCCAGCUACUAGAUACUCCAAUUAUACCACUGGAAGAACAAUUGCAAUCUCCACCUACGCCUCAAACUAUGCUAGAAGCUAUGCCUGAACCUGUGCUUCAAUCUCUGCCACAAUCUAAAUCGACUAUUGUGUUACCAGACUACAUGAGGGCUAUUGAAACAGAAAGCGCCGAUAUGAUAAAAGCAAAACAAUCGUUACUCCAUCGAAUAAUAUUGUGA
Parnassius apollo (apollo) is the source of this 621-nucleotide messenger RNA. The record is from the annotation of a GenBank genome assembly. Lineage: Eukaryota; Metazoa; Arthropoda; Insecta; Lepidoptera; Papilionidae.